Molecule: messenger RNA, 2135 nt
Organism: Chaetomium fimeti
Lineage: Eukaryota; Fungi; Ascomycota; Sordariomycetes; Sordariales; Chaetomiaceae
Product: signal recognition particle, alpha subunit, N-terminal-domain-containing protein
Exons: 4
Coding region: 96-2051 (651 amino acids)
Biological process (GO): SRP-dependent cotranslational protein targeting to membrane; intracellular protein transport
Cellular component (GO): endoplasmic reticulum membrane; signal recognition particle receptor complex
Molecular function (GO): GTP binding; ATP hydrolysis activity; GTPase activity
Source: RefSeq, a predicted model, not a curated record
CGUGGAACUCGUGGCAGAGAACAGUCCACAGUCCGUCCGUCCUUCUGCAUCAGCAAAAGUCAGCAACAAGGUCGGCGUUCGACCUGCGAUUCACCAUGUUGGACGCUUUCGAGAUCAUCAACACAUCAGGAGUGGUCCUUUGGUCCAGGAGUUAUGCAGCUGUCAGCCCCUCGGUAGUCAAUAACUUCAUCUCGGAUGUCUUUAUCGAGGAGAAGAGCACCGUUGCCGGCGCAAAGGAUGGCGCAUCUGCCGCCACCAACCCACCGUACAAACACGACCAGCACAGCCUACGAUGGACAUUCAACAAGGAAUUGGGAAUCAUUUUCGUCGCAGUCUACCGCUCUCUCCUGCACUUGCCUUGGAUCGAUAAGCUCGUCGACAACAUCAAAGCCAUCUUCUUGAGUCUCUACGGCGACCAGCUUAAGAAGCCGAACACUACCAUCAUUGAGUGUAUCAAGUUUGACGAAUACUUCGAACAACAACUUCAGGAGCUCGAGCAGGGCAGCAGCAAGUCGGACACACGCGCAUACAUCGACGAGGCCACGUCGGAGGACCCAGGUGACGAUCCCCCUUUGCCGCCGGCUCUCGUGACCAACCAGACAUCUCGGGACAAAUCAUCCGCCGAAGCUUCCCCAGUUGCGACACCCAAUGUCUCGCGCCCGUCGACUCCCAGCGCAAGCCACCUGUUGGUGGCCAAGCCCGGGCCUGGUGGUAAAAUGUCGAGACGGGCGAGAAAAAUCCAAAAUACCAAUUCGGCGCCACCUUCAUCGGGCGACGAAGGCCCGGGCCGGAAGGGGAAGCCGGCCAAGGCGGCGAAACGUGGGCGGAAAUGGGAUGCGGAUGGGCUCGCGGAUGAGACCGACGACGUUCAGCUCGAUUACUCCAUCCCCUCCGGCGGUGAGGUUGACGCCGGUGGGAGACCGGGGGCCGUCGAGGAAGUGGAUUCCUCCACGUGGGGUGCGAGGACGAAGGGGAAGUUCGUGCUCAGGGACUUGGGUGACGAAGUUCAUUCCAUUCUGGCGGAUGCCGACGCCAAGAAGAACGCCGAAACUAAGACCGAGGGAUCAAGCGGCCUUGUUGGGUCGAGCCUGAGUGCCAUUGGGGGACUGUUUAGGAACGUUGUUGGCGGCAAGACUUUGACGAAGCAGGACCUCGAAAAGGCAAUGAAGGGCAUGGAAGAGCAUCUUCUCAAGAAGAACGUUGCGCGUGAGGCCGCUGUGAGGCUAUGCGAGGGCGUUGAGAAGGAACUCGUGGGAGUGAAGACGGGCAAUUUUGAGAGCAUAAACGCGAGGAUACAAAAAGCCAUGGAAGCCUCUCUGACCAAGAUGCUCACCCCGACAUCCUCCCUCGACCUCCUCCGCGAGAUCGACGCCAUUACCGCGCCGUCCGCUACUUCUCUCCGGAAAGCCCGCCCCUACGUCAUGUCCAUCGUUGGCGUCAACGGCGUCGGCAAGUCCACCAACCUUUCCAAAAUCUGCUUUUUCCUUCUGCAAAACCAGUACAAGGUGCUCAUCGCCGCCGGUGACACCUUCCGAUCCGGAGCGGUUGAGCAGCUGGCAGUGCACGUUCGCAAUCUCAAGGAGCUGACAGCCCGUGAGGGUGGACAAGUUGAGCUGUACCAGAAGGGGUACGGCAAGGAUGCCGCAGCCGUGGCCAAGGAUGCGGUUGCCUUUGCUGCCCAAGAGGGCUUCGAUGUAGUGCUCAUUGAUACCGCUGGACGGAGGCACAACGAUCAGCGAUUGAUGUCCUCGCUAGAGAAGUUUGCCAAGUUUGCGCAGCCGGACAAGAUUUUGAUGGUCGGCGAGGCGCUCGUCGGCACCGACUCAGUCGCCCAAGCCAGGAACUUCAAUGCCGCUUUUGGGUCCGGCCGGUCGCUGGAUGGCUUCAUCAUCUCGAAGUGUGACACCGUCGGAGACAUGGUCGGCACGCUGGUCAGCAUUGUGCAUGCCACGAAUGUACCGGUGCUGUUUGUUGGCGUUGGGCAACAUUACUCGGAUUUGAGGAACUUCUCGGUCAAAUGGGCAGUUGAGAAGUUGCUGAGCAGCACAUGAGAUGUUAUUGGAGGGCUGACUAGACAUCGGGGGAAUAUUGGGUACGAUUAGCAUAGGAAAAUAUCCGAAUAAUGUCUUUUGCGA